CGAUGGUUGUCGUGAACCAUGAAGCGCAGUAAGAACCGUGGACAAAAGGAGGACAGAAAUGGAGAUGAGCCAGCAAUUUUGGAGACAGAGGACCUGGAUCGCCAGGGCAUGUUCAUGGGUGGAGGCAUGGACCCUGACACCAUCUCACUGGCCUCAGUCACAGCUGUCACCACCAACGUGUCUAAUAAGAGGUCAAAGCCAGACAUCAAGAUGGAGCCCAGCUCUGGAAGACCAGUAGACUAUCAGGUCAGUGUGACAGUGAUUGAAGCCAGACAGCUGGUGGGCUUGAACAUGGAUCCAAUGGUUUGCGUGGAGAUCGGAGAAGAUAAAAAGUACACCUCAAUGAAGGAAUCAACCAACUGCCCAUAUUACAACGAAUAUUUUGUGUUCGACUUCCACGUCCCUCCAGAUGUUAUGUUUGACAAAAUCCUGAAAGUGUCUGUAGUGCACUCCAAAAAUCUUCUGCGUAGUGGGACCUUGGUUGGAAGUUUUAAAAUGGAUGUAGGCACAAUCUACUCCCAGCCUGAUCAUCAGUUUUACCACAAAUGGGCUCUCUUGUCUGACCCUGAUGACAUCACAGCUGGCUGUAAGGGCUACGUUAAAUGUGAUAUUGCAGUUGUGGCUAAAGGGGACACUAUAAAAACUCCACACAAGGCAAAUGAAUCUGAAGAAGAUGACAUAGAGGGGAAUCUCUUAUUACCUGAGGGGGUGCCUGCAGAGAGGCAGUGGGCUCGUUAUUACUUGAAGAUCUACAGAGCUGAGGGGCUUCCCAGAAUGAACACCAGCAUCAUGGCGAAUGUGAAAAAGGCCUUCAUAGGAGAAAAUAAGGACCUGGUUGAUCCUUAUGUCCAAGUACAGUUUGCUGGGCAGAAGGGGAAAACAUCAGUUCAGAAGAGCUGCUAUGAGCCUAUCUGGAACGAGCAAAUUGUUUUCACUGAGAUGUUUCCACCACUCUGCAAACGUAUAAAGAUCCAGCUCCGAGAUUCGGAUAAAGUGAAUGAUGUUGCAAUAGGAACGCACUUCUUAGACCUGCGCAAGCUUUCUAACGAUGGGGACAAAGGCUUCCUUCCGACUCUUGGGCCUGCUUGGGUGAACAUGUAUGGCUCCACUCGUACCUACACCCUGAUGGACGAAUACCAGGAGUUAAAUGAUGGACUUGGAGAGGGCGUGUCCUUCAGAGCCCGUCUGCUCAUCAGCCUUGGCAUGGAGCUCCUGGACACCUCCUCCCCUGAAAUUACCAGCUCCACAGACGUGCAGAUGGAGGGAAUACCCAACAUCUCAGAGACUGCCACUGGAAAGGUUGAGGAAUUUUUCCUCUUCAGUUCCUUCCUGGAGGCCACAAUGGUUGAUAGAAAGAUUGGUGAUAAGCCCAUACACUUUGAGGUCACCAUAGGUUAUUAUGGAAAUGAGAACGAUGGAGUUGUCAAACCAAAAACAAAGGGGAAGAAGGGCAAUGGAGACGAAGAGGAAACUGAACUGAUCAACAAUUCCAGUGAAGAGGAGAUGGACGACGAUGGAGACCUGCAGUCAGUGGCAACAACCCCACCCAUGAAACCUGUCAUCACAGACCGAAACUAUUUCCAUCUGCCAUAUUUUGAGAGGAAGCCGUGCAUUUACAUCAAGAGCUGGUGGCAAGACCAGAGAAGGAGGCUGUAUAAUGCCAACAUCAUUGACAACAUUGCUGAUAAACUGGAGGAUGGACUGAAUGAUGUGCAAGAGAUCAUUAAAACAGAGAAGGCCUAUCCCGAGCGCAGGCUUAGAGGUGUUCUUGAGGAACUCAGCCAAGGAUGCAGUCAGUUUCUUUCAUUGGCAAACAAGGACCAGAGUCAGUCGGGCAGAACCAAACUUGACAAGGAGAGACUGAAGCUGUGCUUGUCGGAAGUGGAAGCCAUUGGUCAGCAAGCUAAGACCAUGAGGUCACAGGUGAAAAAAAGCACAGUGAGAGAUAAGCUGAAGCUGGCUCAGAACUUCCUGUCGAAGCUGCGCUUUCUGGCUGAGGAACCUCAACACAGCGUUCCAGAUGUUUUCAUAUGGAUGAUAAGCAAUGGAAAGCGUAUUGCUUAUGCACGUGUCCCCUCCAAGGACAUCCUUUAUUCCAGCAUAUACGAGGAGAAGGGAAAAGACUGUGGGAAAGUCAAAACAAUCUUUCUCAGGAUCCCUGGUAAAAAGGGCUUUGGACCAGCUGGGUGGACAGUGCAAUCCAAGAUAGAGAUUUAUCUGUGGCUGGGUCUGAGCAGGCAGCGCAAAGACUACCUGAGUGGCUUACCUAAUGGAUUUGAGGAAAAUAAGUUGUCCAGAGGACCCGGCUUGCCAGCCUCACCACCCAUCAGCCUCACCUACAUGAUGAAACAAAUCUUCCAGCUGAGGGUCCACAUGUACCAGGCUCGCAGCCUGUUCGCCGCUGACAGCACAGGUCUGUCCGAUCCAUUUGCAAGAGUUUUCUUCUCAUCGCAAAGCCAAGUCACUGAGGUGCUGGCUGAGACCCUCUGCCCCACGUGGGAUCAGCUGCUGGUUUUUGAGAAUGUGGAGUUGUUUGGGGAGGCCAGUGAACUGAGAGAUGACCCUCCUAUUAUUGUCAUUGAGCUCUAUGAUCAAGACACAGUGGGUAAAGCUGACUUCAUGGGCAGAACCUUUGCUAAGCCUGUGGUCAAAAUGGCCGAUGAGCACUACGGUCCCCCACGUUUUCCUCCCCAACUGGAGUACUAUCAGAUCUACCGUGGAAACUGCACUGCUGGAGAAAUGCUGGCAGCCUUUGAACUGCUGCAGAUUGGCCCCAAUGGAAAAGCUGACCUACCUCCCAUAGAUGGUCCUACAGAUAUAGACCGUGGCCCAAUCCUCCCAGUACCACUGGGGAUCAGACCAGUGCUCAGCAAGUACAGGAUUGAAGUUUUGUUCUGGGGCUUGAGGGACCUGAAGAGGGUGAAUCUCGCCCAGGUGGACCGGCCUCGUGUGGACAUUGAAUGUGCUGGAAAGGGAGUUCAGUCUGCCCUCAUCUCCAACUACAGGAAAAACCCCAACUUCAGCACUCUUGUCAAGUGGUUUGAAGUGGACUUGCCUGAAAAUGAGUUGCUUCACCCGCCGCUGAACAUCCGAGUAGUGGACUGUAGAGCUUUUGGCCGCUACACUUUGGUUGGCUCUCAUGCUGUCACCACUCUGCGGAAGUUCAUCUACAGGGGAGCUGACAAGCAAGCCAACAACUGGUCCACUACAGAGGAAAUUAUUGUUGUCAGCAUGGAUUCUGAGCCUUCUUUUAAGAAAGUGGAAACUGUUGUCAAACUUGACUGUGGCUCUGAUGCUGUGGUCAAAGUUGAGGAUGAUGACAAGGAUGGCAAAGGGAAGAAAAAGAAGAGGAAGAAGGGGGAUGAGAUGGAGGAAGAGGAACUUGAUGAGAGCAUGCUGGACUGGUGGUCCAAAUAUUUUGCUUCCAUUGAAACUUUGACAGAGUCACUCAAGGCUCAAGAGGCAGCUCUCUCAGACUCAGAGGACAAAGAUGACAUGGACAUUGCAGAUGGUGGAGAUAUCAAACCUGAUGACUCUCCUGUGAAAGGCACAAAGAAGGGAAAAGGAAAGAAAGAUAAGAAGAAACCAGCAGUCGACCCUUAUGAGAAGAAAAAGCCAAAGCUGGAUGAGCUGAAGGUGUAUCCUAAGGAACUGGAAAGCGACUUUGGUAACUUUGAGGACUGGCUGCACAGUUUUAACCUGUACAGGGGAAAAGCCGGUGAUGAUGAUGAUCAGAAUGUGACAGAUGAAGAUAGGAUUGUUGGAAAAUUCAAAGGUUCGCUGUGCAUGUACAAAGUGUCGGAUGAUAUGCCAAGAGACAUGAACUUUGAUUCCAACAUGGGAAUGUUUAAUAACAUUCCUAGCAAUGAUCCCAUUAACGUCCUUGUUCGGAUCUAUGUCAUCAGGGCAACUGAUCUGCAUCCAGCAGACAUAAACGGUAAAGCCGACCCCUACAUUGCAAUAAGACUUGGAAAAACAGAGAUAAAAGACAAAGAGAACUACAUCUCAAAACAGCUGAACCCACUGUUUGGCAAAUCUUUUGAUGUGGAUGCCACAUUCCCAAUGGAUUCCACAUUAACUGUGUCAAUUUAUGACUGGGACUUGGUGGGAACUGAUGAUCUCAUUGGAGAAACCAAAAUUGACCUCGAGAACCGUUUCUACAGCAAACACAGAGCCACGUGUGGUAUCACACGCGCCUACCUGUGUAAGGAUGGCAAACUGGACGGGCCUCACUAUGGUCCUGCAGGAAGAGUGAAGGUGGAGAAUCGUGUCUUCAUGGCACCAACAGAGAUAGAGGAUGAAAAUGGUCUGAAGAAGCAGACAGAUGAACACCUUGCCCUUACUGUGCUGAACCACUGGGAAGAAAUUCCACGAGCUGGCUGCAAGCUCAUCCCAGAACACGUGGAGACCAGACCGCUGCUCCACCCUGAUAAACCAGGAAUUGAGCAAGGAAGAAUUGAGAUGUGGGUGGAUAUGUUCCCUAAAGAUAUGACAGCACCUGGUCCUGCACUUGACAUUUCACCAAGGAAACCAAAAAAGUUUGAACUGAGGGUCAUAAUUUGGAACACAGAUGAAGUCGUUCUGGAGGAUGAUGACAUCUUCACUGGCGAGAAAUCUAGUGAUAUAUUUGUGCGAGGUUGGUUAAAAGGACAGCAGGAGGACAAACAGGACACUGAUGUCCAUUAUCACUCCAUCACUGGGGAGGGGAAUUUCAACUGGCGCUUCAUCUACCCGUUUGAUUACCUCAUGGCGGAGGAGAAGAUCGUCAUCUCAAAAAAAGAGUCCAUGUUUGCAUGGGAUGAGACUGAGUACAAGAUCCCUGCUCGUCUUAACCUGCAAGUGUGGGAUGCCGACCAUUUCUCAGCAGAUGAUUUCCUGGGUGCAAUUGAGCUGGACUUGAACCGUUUCCCACGUGGCGCCAAGACUCCCAAGCAGUGUACCAUUGAAAUGGUGACAAAUGAAGGAGAGAUGCCCAUGGUCUCCAUCUUCAAACAGAAGAGGAUCAAAGGCUGGUGGCCCUUUGUGGCCAGGAAUGAAGAUGAUGAGUUUGAGCUUACGGGAAAAGUGGAAGCAGAACUGCACCUUCUGACAGGAGAGGAGGCAGAGAAAAGUCCAGUUGGUGAAGGACGAAAUGAACCAGAACCACUGGAGAAACCCAACCGUCCAGAUGUUGCCCUCCUCUGGUUCCUCAUCCCCUUCAAAGCUGCGAAACACCUGAUUUGUGACCAGUACAGGUGGCUUACCAUCAAGAUUGUCACUGCUCUUCUCCUGCUGGCCAUCUUUGCUCUUUUCAUAUACAACAUGCCUGGAUACAUGGUGAAGAAGAUGCUGGGAGCUUAA
Messenger RNA from Neolamprologus brichardi, 5340 nucleotides. NCBI's taxonomy places the organism in Eukaryota, Metazoa, Chordata, Actinopteri, Cichliformes, Cichlidae. The record is from RefSeq and is a predicted model, not a curated record.